This is a messenger RNA of Fimicolochytrium jonesii, 3561 nucleotides long. RefSeq lists its product as uncharacterized. Gene Ontology annotation, cellular component: cytoplasm. Bases 265 to 3375 code for a protein of 1036 amino acids. Gene Ontology annotation, molecular function: protein serine/threonine kinase activity; ATP binding. Gene Ontology annotation, biological process: intracellular signal transduction; protein phosphorylation. The transcript has a single exon. NCBI's taxonomy places the organism in Eukaryota, Fungi, Chytridiomycota, Chytridiomycetes, Spizellomycetales, Powellomycetaceae. The record is from RefSeq and is a predicted model, not a curated record.
GCUCACAGACGUAGUACGCGUCUGCGAAACGAGUCGUGGGACGUCAUUAAGACACGAUUCAGCCCAGAGACUCUUCAACGGCAUUCGCCAUCACGAACCUACGGCUGCUGUCCCGGCUGCAACCGGGAGAUAGGCGGAAGUUCGUCCGGACGGUGGAAAACCGUAUUUGCUGUGGUAUCGUCUCGUCGUGGACUAGAUGCCGAGAACGGAGCAUACAGUUGCUUGUGAGCCUUCUUUGAGCAGGAGCAGAAGCGAAAAGCAGGGAUGAAGAUUUUUCGGAAGAAGGAGACUGGGGACGGAUACGAGCGGGGAAUAUCACCUUUCCACGCCUGGAACGAAAGCAACGACAGAGCUCCCCCGAUUGGCGCGGCCACGGCCUCCCCAAGACAGAAUCGCAGUGUAGCACUACGUUCCGCCCCCACACCAACGAUCCCUUUGCGCGUGCGGGAAGCUUCGACCGACCAGGGCGACUCCGGCGGUGUCGAGAACGGUCUUUCCGAUAAGGGAUGCUCGGAGAGGACCCGGUCUCGUCGCUUGGGCGCGAAAACAAGGUCUCGGUCCGCUUCCACCAGUUCAGCACUGCAAUCACCUGCCGCCACCCCUCCUGUGGCGAUCUCUCAACCCCGACAAAGGCUGCCUAUAUCUUCAACCCUUUCCCAGCACCCCGGAAACUCGCGAGAGCAGUAUCCCACUACCAUCAAACCGCGUCCAAGACGACGAAAGCGCCGGAAACAACGCCCACGGAAACCAAGGAAGUUAGCGUUUUGGAGGCGAUUGCAGCAGUACUUUAUGGCAUGCUGCUUCUCUCUUGCGAAUCUUACCAAGAGGAAAGGCCGCUCUACGGAGGAGCGCGUGCGGGUGAAAAUUCACAGAGACGCUGCAGGGCGGACCAUUGUCAGGGCGAAGAGGAUGCGGUCUCGCUCAGAUGACGUCUUUCAAGCUUUCAAUCAUUUGAAUGAUGAAGAAGACCCCGAUCACGGUGAUAAUGAUAGUGAUGAUGUGGAGGAAUCUGUCGGUAACGGUACUUAUGAUUCCGGCGACGAGGAUGAGGAGGAUUACGAAGAAGAGGUGUGGGAACAAUGGGCUCCUGAGCCGGGUGGAUCAGGCGCCUACGAUCCGAAGCGAACCUCACCUCAGAACCCGUUUGCCACGUUAACUCGAUCAGGCGAUACGGGCGGCAAGAAUCGCGGGAAUGUCAAUCCCAGACUUUUCUCGGCAGUGUCGAAGAGUCAACCACCGUAUGCCUCCCCAUCAACGUCUAGCACGUUCCUCCCUCGUGACGACACAGCGGGAGGUGAAAACUCUUAUGUGGCUGGUGGUCUCGUUUCCUCGGCGCAAAGUAUCACAGGGGAAGUGGACAAUGUGAUGCAAGUUUUUGCCGACACGAUACAGAGUCUCCCUAAGGAGCUGAACGCCCGAUAUCUGUUUACAGAACUCGUCGGGUACGGUGGCAAUGGCUUCAUUGCGGGAGCUCUCGACAGAAGGGAUGGCUCCACUCGGGUCGCCGUCAAGUUUCUGGGGAAGAAUCGCGUACCUGCAUCCAAUCUUGUCGAAUCACCGGCGUAUCCUUUUCUCGUUCCUGUGGAGGCAGAAAUCCUGCGCACUGUUGCACAUCCCAAUAUCGUGCGAUUCAUCGGCCUCUAUGCCGACGAAGCAUUCUUCAUGAUUGUCAUGGAGCGGAUCUACAGUUUCCUGAAAGCUGUGGAUUCGAUACCAGAGCCUGCUCAGACCUCGAGAAUAGUGAUGUCGCCUUCGCGUCGGUCUCAAGUUUCACUUCCAUACGUACAGACGGUGACGGGCUCUGAUGCAUCAUCUGCCAUACAGAGUCCAACUGAUGGGAAGUGGAGAAGCCCCACCGAAUCCUCUCUUCAGCACCCGCAUGCGCUUCAUUUGAAGCCACCCCGAGGAGCCCGUUCUGAAAUCAGACUUCCCGAUACCCUCGUUCCUGCAUCAUCAGACCCAUUGCGCCCAACGACAAGCCUUUCACAUACCAUCCCAAGCAUUCCUUCGUGUGGGUCACAAACGCAUCCCAUAACUGCACCGCAGACGCCGUGUACACCGCCCCACGAAGUCGCAAGCUCACACUCCCAAGGAUCUUCUACUCUGACAGCCAACCGAACCAGUCCCGUCACGAAGCUACCCCCGCCCUCCCCGCUACGCGAAGACUCAUCGGCAGCGUUUUUCUCGACACCCGUUGAUUUGCCGGAAGACGGUGGCCUGAAAUCCACAGAAACUGUUUUCGCGUCGUCGCAAAAACGGAUGUCCAACGGCUCUGGCCCGUUCGCGUCGCCACCCACUUUACGCGGGACGCCUUUUCCAUCUGUUUCCCAAUCGUCCGAACAGUUUCCUUCACGCUCUUCCGGCGUGCCAUCUUUCUCUCAUCCGCUAUCCCCAGGGGCGCCUCCGGACAGUCCUACUCGGGAACACGCGCCAUUUUUGUCGUCCGCAGUUUUCGAACCUCCACUACGGGCGUCUGAGUACACACAACCCGCCCUUCCGCACCUCGCUCGCCCCCGGCAUGGUCAUCCCGGUGAUCUAGACGAAUUUUUGUACAUGUACGGGAUACUGCAUCCUCUGAUACAACGGCGGUUGUCUUUCCAACUCUUGAGCGCUUAUGUCGCAUUGCGAGAGAAAGGAAUUGUAUACCUGGAUUUCCGAGGAGAAAAUGUGAUCGUUGAUCGGGCUUUCAACAUCAAGUUAGUCGAUUUUGGGAUGAGCCAGUUCAUCCAUGAGGGUCCACACUUGCGGUCCCGCGACCGCCCUCAUAGGAUUAGCUUGGAUGCGAGUGUCACCGCCGAUCAUGACCAAGAAGGAGACCCCAAGAAAGUUUUGGUCAAUGGCCCUGAUGCGAUGGCCGGAGGCAAAUACCCACCACCACCCUCACGCAAUGCAUCUUCAUAUUCUGUACCUCGAAAUGUCGACGGCGAUCGCGUUCGAACGGAUGCAAAUCCUCAACGCGGCGGCAAAUUCACGGUAUAUGGCACGCGGCCGUUUUCUGCGCCGGAAAUCCUAUUGGGGAACGGAUAUUCGGGUCCGGAAGCGGACAUCUGGGCUCUCGGCAUCCUCUUCUUCAACAUUGCUACCGGGGGUCUAGAUCCAUUUCCUGACCUCCCAAGUGGCGAAGAUGGUAAAGGAGAUGCGAGACCAGCACCCUCCGCAUCAGCAUAUUCCAUUAAAUGGCCCGAUCCGAAACCUGCAACCCCAACUACCACAUAUUAUGUAGAGUCAUCCAUCCCUUCACCGUUACAUCAAAUAAGCGUGGCUCAAAAGGCUAUCAUUGAGCGUAUGUUGGAGCCAGAUCCCAUAUUGCGGGCAACGACGGAGGACGUGCUGAAGUGCGAUUGGUUCGUCGGGUUGAGCGGGCGGGUAGCAUAGCCAUUAGCUAAUAAACACGAUGUAUCAAUCGCAGCUCUUUGGUUGCUGCUCACUCCCCAUGAUGCAAAAACGCUAGGAAAUAGACUGAUGCCAAGACGCCGUCCGAUGAUAUAUCACCCGCCAGAGUGUGAUCAAGAGAUUGGCAUGAAUGGAGAAUGAUGCAAAGUCUGAGACGAAUCUUCUAUG